GCAGCCCGUGCAACACGAUGUCCAGCCCCUCCCACUCAUCCAUCGCCCCGGCGCUGCCGGGAGUGGAAAUAUUGGGAAAAGGGUUUCGGUUGGCUUGGAGACGGCAGGAGAAUGGAAGUCCAGUAGGGAACCUGUGGGAACCCAGAAGAUGAUGUUGAAGAUGGCUUGCAGAAACUCCCCAGAUGAUUGCCCAUCUGAUUCGGGUCGUUAAAAUGAUCCUGGAAUCUACGGGAGCAGUCAUGGACUUAGCCCUUUGGAACGACAAGCCCUAUGGGUCCUCUCGGAGUAUUGUAAGGAGGAUAGCUACCAGCCUCCCUCUGAGACCUUGCCCACGUGUGCGGUUUCAGCUUCAUCCUUAUGUUGAUGCCCCCAGCAGUCUGCAGUGCACAACUCAAGAAAAUGGACUUGUAGCUUCACUUGCAGACGUUGCUUGGAUUGACGCAGAUGAAGAAGAGUCAUUUAACAUACACAGGUUAGAAGCUCGACCAGACUUUCUUUUUACUGCUCACCAACGGCAAUAUUUUGGUAAACCUCUUCAAAAGCAGCUGUCCUUACCAACCCUAAACAGCGAAGACCUAGAGCCAAAGAGUCCUGCAUAUGCCAACGAUGAGGCCAUACAGAAAAUCACUGCACUUGAGAAUGAACUGGCUAAACUCCGAGCACAGAUUGCACAGAUCGUGCUCAUCCAGGAGCAAAAGACCCAGGCUGAUGGUUCUGCAUCUUUACCAGCUGGAGCGCCCCUACCCCCUCCGCCCCCUCCUCCACCUCCUCCCCCCCCUCCCCAGCCCCCCCCAGGCCUUCAGCGCUGCAAUUCUGCUAUAGACCUCAUCAGGGAGCGGCGAGGGAACAAGACCGCCGGCCCGGGCCUGCUGGACUCGGGCCCCAAGCAGCCGGCGAUGCCCAGCAUGCUAGAAGUGCUCAAAGACAUGAGCAAGGUGAAGCUGCGCUCUGUGAAACCGGAGCAGUGCCAAGCCAGAGCGAAGCCGGGUGACCCUGCAGACGCAGCGGCUCUGAUAGCGGCAGCUUUGAAGCGGAAAUUCGCUCAUCGGUACAAGAGGGACAGCCAGUGCGAAACCGAUAUUAACCUUCCGGCUUCUGAAACGCAGACCUGUGCCGAGACCGCAGCGUUUGGACAACACAUGCUGAAGCCCACUGGAAAACGGAGGGAUUUAGUCAGCAGCGUGUCUAAAACAUAACGUCAAUAUGUAAAUAUCUUGUAUUUAAGAUAGUGUAAAACACUAUAAGUCAGGAUAUUCCUGGCAAAGCAAAUUCUCUCUACAGUCAAGAUUCGACCAACCUUACUUAUCGAGAUGUUGGUUACUAGAAUGUACCUCUGUUUGGAAUCAAGUGUCUAAAAUGGUACAGAUUAGUAACGGCCUUCCUUUUUUAUAAUAGUUUAGUGCAUCACUAAACCUGCCAGUUGUCAUGCUCUCCGCAUGGCGGCUCCCAGAACACAGUUUUAUUGGCACAGUACAGAUUGAUAUUUUCCCAAGUAUGUUGAUAAGGUUGGGACCCUUUCUCGACUUGAUGUAUAGAAUGUGCUAAUCUUUUAGGUUAAUUUUAGGUUAAUUGUAACUUAAUUAAAUUCUACUUAAGGGCUUAUUACCAAUUCUUACUGGACCCGUUAAUUUAAAAAUGCUUGGCAUCACUCUGGGAGACAUGAAGAGGGGGUAUUCUUUAUGAAGCUGCCACGAGUGCCUUCUUCUGCCUGGUCCUCAUUACAGCAGAAUGGAGACCAGUCAGGAUCUGAGCUCGGUGACAGUAUAUUUCACAUUUUUUCCAGUUUUGAAAUAAUUUAACGGUACCCUAACAGUUUUUUAAAAAGUAAGUCAAAAUAUAAGCUGCCGUUGAUUUUGAUGAGAACACUCUAUCUUCACAGCCACGGCAACAAUGUCUUAGAAACUCGAGUCUCUUGAAUUUUAAGUGUUUUUGCCUUUUAAGUAUGAUACAAGUGCCAGAAUAUUUUCACUUAUGUCACUCUUGGCGUUCGAGAGGGCAUGUGAGGUAUGUUACUCUCCCAGACACGGACUUGUUAUGUCCCUGUACCUAGACUUGUGAGCAGGUUUUUCAGAGAGCUUGAAGGACUGUGGAAGUGAAAAGCAGAAAGCAGAAGAGAGGUUUAUCAAAGGAAGGCUGUAAUGAGAAGGCACAUAAAGAAAUUGAAAUGUGUCAUUAAAAAAUGGAAUGCCAUUUCGUUUCUGUACAUGUUGGAACAUUGUGUUCUUCUAAGAUGUAUUCAGUUACCAAAAAAAGUGACAAAAUACUCUCAGAAGCAAAUGGGCAAAAGCAUUUUAUUGUAUUCUGGAAGUGGAAAAUUUAACACUUGUUUUUAUUUAUUUAUAAAAAUCUAAACUUAAGUUCUAGAUUGUUUUUUGUUUUGUUCUGUAGAUUACUGCAUGACAUAAAUGCAUAUACUGUAAGGACUCGAGUAUGACCUGCUUCACAUAGUCUGGUUUUAAUACUCCCAUCUUCACAAGAAAAGAUGCAGCACUUAAAAAUGAGACCAGAUGGAAAAAUGUUUGGUGUUUUCUGAUUAAUUGUUUUCAUGCAGAUUUUAUUUCAAAGUACAAGCUUUUAUUUCAAGUAUUUUGUUUCAAAGUACAAGCAUGUGGCAUUUCAUUAUACUUAAUUUGGUGGACGUUUUGAUAUUGAUAUCAUUUUGAUAGAGCAGACAUAUUCUUGCCGAACUAAUUGCUUUGUAAGAUGGUGUGUCUGAGACCACUGAUCUUCUAUAUACUUUAUUGAUUUCACACAAUGCAGAAUAAAUCCGGAGAGCAAAAUAUGUUUAAUUCUAUUGCAUUUGUCAUAGGACAAAUUUCAGUAAGAAAAAAGUACAUGGUUUUGAUGCCAUACAUGGAGUAAACAGUUGUGCUGAAAGAAAAGCUCUGUGAUUAUUUGAGAAGGACAAGUUGUAAUUAUUUCUACAUAUCAUUUUAUUGCUCUACGAUGCCAAAGGUAUUUCUGUCAGACCAUUUUGAAAUUAAAAUAUUUGCCGUAGAAGUUUGAAAACUGAAAAUUUAAUCAUCUUAAGAUCUUAAUCAUCUUAAUUAGGUUUAAUUAAGCAAAUGUACACAUUUAUGCAGUGGUAUUCAAUAGCAGACUAAUUCUGUUAUACGGUGUCUGUAUAAAAAUGUUCUGUAUAGUUUAUCCAGUUUCUGCUGUGUUAAUGACAAAAUUUCAGAGUGCUCUUGGAAUCAUGCUGGUACAUAAUGCAAGCCACUUGUCAUGUCAAUAUUGGUUUUCAAACAGUACCUUGCUCGAUGUAUUAGGAAACAUCACUGUACAAGCUGUUUUCAGUAAUUUUAUCAUGCAAACAAGUAAAAGUGGUUAAGAAAAUCCCA
Molecule: messenger RNA, 3341 nt
Organism: Lepisosteus oculatus (spotted gar)
Lineage: Eukaryota; Metazoa; Chordata; Actinopteri; Semionotiformes; Lepisosteidae
Gene: mtfr1
Product: mitochondrial fission regulator 1
Biological process (GO): mitochondrial fission; aerobic respiration
Cellular component (GO): mitochondrion
Source: RefSeq, a predicted model, not a curated record